AGGAAAAGACAUUUCCCUGAAAAGGAGUUGGAGGAGAGUCCUCGAGCCCUGUCUCCACUAGGUAAAGGACAGCCUGCCACACCACUGUAGCUGAAAACCAUAUUCCCCAAGCCCCGGAAGUACCCUGGUGAUUGAACUGAUUCUCCAGGCCACAUCUGCUACUACCAGCAUGGAGAGCAGGAGCAAGCAAGACCCGUUCAUGCCAGACUGCCUAAAUAAUGAAGGCAAUACCACUUCAGGACAGAUUUAUUUCAGAUCUGGUUGCAGAGAAGGCUCUGGAUUGCUCUGCAAGAGUGGGAGGGUUUGUUUUCUGCUUCUGCUUUGCUGAGUCAAACAGAGAGUAAGGCAGUUCAGAUCUGGAGAGGCUCAGUUCCUGUCAUUUCUAGUGUGGAAACAGUGCUGCUACUGUUUUUGUUCCUUCCUACAGAGAUUUGUAGCUUUGCUGGGCAGGAACUGUACUGAAAUGUGCUUAGCACAGCUGGAGCCUUUCAUCACAGCUGUAAAAGAAACAAUUAAAAAAUAACAUUUGUGCUCAUCAGCAGUGUCCCAUUGGCUUCCCUCACUGCUAAUACUCACUCAGUUGCCUUUGAUGGGGCCAUUAGUCAAAUCCCGCUCAUCUUCUAAGCAGGUCACCCAUAAUAAUGAGUGCCCCAUUACAAGAGAUGGGGAAGAUCCUUCCAUCACUUCUGACACAACCUAUUUUUUUUUUUCCACCAUUCUCUCAUCAGAAGCAUGGACAUCAAGGAAUAUUUCACCAGGAUUUCUUACCAGGGCUCUUAUGAUAAGCCAGACCUGGGUACCUUGACUGAUAUAUUCCAGCAUCAUAUCCGAGCGGUCCCUUUUGAAAACCUCAGCAUCCACUGCGGGGAAAGCAUUGAACUGGACCUGGAAGCAACUUACAACAAGAUAGUGAGGAAAAACCGUGGAGGCUGGUGCAUGGAAAACAACCACCUUUUAUCUUGGGUCCUGAAAACCCUCGGCUACAAUGUCACCCUCCUGGGAUCAAAAGUUUAUGUCCCAGAGUACAACGCAUAUGCAGAUGAAAUCGAUCAUCUGCUGCUAAAAGUGGUGCUUGAUGACAAAACCUUCAUUGUGGAUGGUGGGUUUGGGAUGGCUUACCAGAUUUGGCAGCCAAUGGAGCUGAUUUCAGGGAGAGACCAGCCACAGACUCCGGGUGUCUUUCGCUUCCUGGAGGAGAGUGGGGUCUGGUACCUUGAGAAGGUGAAGAGGAAGCAGUGGGUUCCCAACCAAAGCACCUCCGCUUCCCAUAACAUAGAAAAGGAAGUUUGCCGUCGGGUUUAUCUCUUCACCCUUCAGCCACGGGACAUUGAAGAGUUCCAAGCCUGUAAUGCCCACCUGCAGACAGCGCCUGACUCGCUGUUUGUGCAAAAGUCUAUCUGCAGCCUGCAGACCAUGAACGGCAUCAGGGCUCUGGUGGGAUGGAAAUUCACUGAGAUAAGGUACAAUUAUAAGGAUGAUAUGGAUCUGGUGGAAAUCAGAAUCCUCGCAGAUGAAGAAAUGGAGAAAACACUGAAAGAUAAAUUCAAUAUAACACUAGACAAGAAAUUUGUACCCAUCAAUACAAGCAGGUUGUCUCUAUUUUAACUCACUGUCUGAAUUAUAAUUCAACUCAAUGGCAUUACAUGCAUUUCAUUCCCCCCACCCUGUUUCUGAGAACCAUUUAAAGGUUAAGCUUUCUCUUUCCAUCUACACCAGUGUAAGGCAGAACAUGCUAGCAUGAAUCUGGAAAAUAAAUUUAUUUGUACAACUGC
This is a messenger RNA of Neopsephotus bourkii (Bourke's parrot), 1772 nucleotides long. Its product is annotated as arylamine N-acetyltransferase, pineal gland isozyme NAT-3. Gene Ontology annotation, molecular function: acetyltransferase activity. The coding region runs from base 733 to 1605 and encodes 290 amino acids. NCBI's taxonomy places the organism in Eukaryota, Metazoa, Chordata, Aves, Psittaciformes, Psittacidae. The transcript has 2 exons. The record is from RefSeq and is a predicted model, not a curated record.